AUGUCUGACCUCAAACAUACCUCCAGUCAGGGAUCGGCGGGCGAUGCAAAGGAUCCUGAAACUCAGGAAGCAAGUGUCGAUCGUCCCCAUUCAGGCGGACUGCAUCGGCGCUUGAGUAACCGUCAAAUUCAGCUCAUCGCAGUGGGAGGGUCGAUUGGAACGGGUCUUUUCAUCGCCAUCGGUGGCGCACUUCACAAGGGCGGACCGGCGGGCCUGCUUCUCGCCAUCGGCAUCCAGUGCAUCAUGGUCAGCAUGCUCAACAACUGCCUGGCCGAGAUGACCACCUACAUGCCUGUUACAGGCGGCUUUAUCGCCCUGGCUGGCAAAUGGGUAGACGAUGCCUGGGGCUUCCUCGCCGGAUGGAACUUUUUUAUCUUCGUUGCCCUUACGAUCCCCUUUGAGAUAUCCGCUGUGAACGUGCUCCUCGGAUUUUGGAGAGACGAUAUUCCUGCUUGGACCGUGUGUUUAGCCUGUAUUGCUGUCUACGCGGCAAUCAACUUUUUUACUGUCAAAGCAUAUGGCGAGGCUGAGUUCUGGCUCUCAGGAGGAAAGGUUAUCCUGAUAUUCAUACUCUUCUUCUUCACAUUCAUCACCAUGGUCGGUGGCAAUCCGAAGCAUGAUGCAUAUGGAUUUCGGCAUUGGAAUACUCCGGGCCCCUUUGCAGAAUACUCCUCGUCUGGUAAUACUGGUCGGUUCGAUGGCUUCCUCGGAGCACUCUGGACGGCAAUCUUUAUUGUCACGGGGCCAGAGUAUAUUUCCAUGGCGUCUCCCGAGGCAAAGCACCCUCGAGUCUACCUGAAACAAGCGUUCAAGGUGCUCUAUGGCCGAUGCUUUGUCUUCUAUGUUGGAGGUGCGAUCUGCGUAGGGGUCAUCCUUGCCUACAAUGACCCUGCACUGAAAGCUGCCCAGGAGAGCGGCUCGUCUGGGGCAGCUGCAUCGCCGUACAUUAUUGCAAUGAACAAUCUGUCCAUCACCGGGCUACCCCACCUUACCACAGCGCUCAUGCUGACAUCCGUCUUGGCCGCCGGCAACACAUAUUGGUACUCUGCAAUCCGCUCGCUCUAUGGACUGGCAGUUGGUAGGCGGGCACCGCGUAUCUUCCUCAAGACCAACAGCCGUGGCGUCCCAAUUUAUUGUUUUAUGGUGGCAGCAGCAUUCGGCUGUCUUUCCUUUAUGCAAGUGUCCGGGGACUCUAUGACCGUGCUGAACUGGCUCAUCAGCCUGACCACUGCCAAUGUCCUUAUCAACUACAUCAUCAUAUCCGUCACAUAUAUCUGUUUCUAUCGGGCGUGCCAGGCUCAAGGGUUCGAUCGUCGCAACAAACUGCCAUACUACGGUCGAUUCCAGCCGUACUGUGGAUACAUCGCCGCGGGCUGGAUGCUGCUCAUGCUGCUGUGUUUCGGAUACCGUAGUCUGAGGCCAUUUAGUGUUGAGGACUUUUUCCUGACGUAUACCAUGGUCAUUCUUGCUCCGAUUGUAUUUGGAUUCUGGAAGGUCUUCAAAAAGACGAGAUGGUUGAGGCCAUCGGAGGUCGACCUGCAUUGGCAGGCGGACAUUGUUGCGCUCUAUGAAGCGGGCGAGACGGAGCAACCUGUCGGUUUUCUCAGAGACGUCUUCCACAUGUUCAAAUUUCGGAGAACACCAGUUGCCAUGGCCUAG
Molecule: messenger RNA, 1659 nt
Organism: Aspergillus calidoustus
Lineage: Eukaryota; Fungi; Ascomycota; Eurotiomycetes; Eurotiales; Aspergillaceae
Source: the annotation of a GenBank genome assembly